AUGCAUGAUGAAGGUGAUCCUAAAACCUAUGCUGAGGCAAUAAGCUCCAGAGAUGCUAAUUUCUUGAAAGAAGCUAUCAAUGAUGAAAAGCAUUCCCAUUUGACAUAUGGAACUUGGAUAUAUUGUGAUUUACCUCCUGGUGCUAAGCAAGCUCCCAUGCAAUGGCAUGAGAAGUUCGACAAAGUAGCUCUGUCAUAUGGUUUUGUUGUGAAUGAUGCUGAUAAGUGUAUCUAUAGUACAGAAGAUAAAUCUGAGUUCGUGAUUCUAUGCUUGUAUGUUGAUGACAUGCUUAUUUUUGGGUCUGACUUGUCUAUUGUGGAACAAACUAAGAAAUUCCUUAGUUCAAACUUUGACAUGAAAGAUCUAGGGGAGGCUGAUGUGAUAUUAGGAAUUAAAAUCUUAAGCAAGGGAGAUGAGUUGGUCUUAACCGAAUCUCAUUACAUUGAGAAAUUUCUCAAGAAAUAUGGUCAUUUUGAUCACAAACCAGCACUUAUCCCUCUAGAUCCUAGUGUGAAGUUAACGAAGAACACUGAUAGAGCUCAUAAACAACUCGAGUAUUCCAGUGUUGUUGGCAGUCUUAUAAUUGAUUGCAUUACAGAUGCAUGUAAGGAGGCAGAAUGGCUUAGAAAUUUACUAGUAGAAAUCCCAUUAUGGAUGAAGCCAGUUCCUUCUGUUAUGAUUAAUUGUGACAAUCAGGACACGAUCUAUAAGGUCUCAAACAAGACUUAUAAUGGAAAGUCAAGACAUGCUAGUCUUAGACAUCAGAUUGUCAGACAAUUACUCAAAAGGGGAGUAGUUGCAGUAAACUAUAUUGAAUCGAAAAAUAACUUGGCAGACCCUUUCACAAAGUGUCUACCAAAGGAUGUGCAUUCAAUAAAGUGUAAGGAGAUGGGACUCAGGUCUGUGAAAGAAGUUUGA
Molecule: messenger RNA, 918 nt
Organism: Papaver somniferum (opium poppy)
Lineage: Eukaryota; Viridiplantae; Streptophyta; Magnoliopsida; Ranunculales; Papaveraceae
Exons: 3
Coding region: 1-918 (305 amino acids)
Source: RefSeq, a predicted model, not a curated record